AUCCUCGCAACCUUAUUAUGUACUUCGGACUUUGGUCGCUUACCUCUACCUCCACAUCCACCGCCACCACCUCGAGCUGCCUCCACCUCUGCCUCCGUCUCUACCCCGAACCUCGACGCUGCACUUGGCUCUUCUCCCGUCCACGGCUCCUGGAACCCUCGUCCCGUUCCAACCGACGCCUCGAGGGGAAUUGAACCUGACGCGGAACAAGGGUAGGCAAGGCGCACCUUCACCUCACCUUUCCUCGGCCACACGUCGCCGACUCCAUUCGAGACUCAUCAAGAGUCAAAAGUCGCCGGACAAUUUCCUCCACCCAAUCACGUCCCGGUACCUUACCUAGGGUAGGUAGCAAAACACGGCCAGAGACGAUCCAAGUCGCCACCACCAAAGCCCCCCGACUAAAACCACGUCCAUCGCCGCCAGCGACAUACCAACGCCAAACCGAUCCUCAGCUCGUGGCGCUUCACUUCUCGCCCUUGCUAAGACUGGGAGGACCGGUUCGGUCGCACGUACGCACACACGCUACAUACGCUACACACGGCUACACACUACCUCUCCCUCCCCAAGACACGCAAUACCUAAUCUGUAGUUAGCGGCCAUUCCUCCCCUCCUCCUCCUUCUCCUUUACGUACCUCAUUCCCUCUCCUUUUCUCCCGGGACUCAGGAGGAAGUCUGGCAAAGGAGUCCUCCACCUCAAAUUUCUCGAUUUCAAGGGCGCGCCGUGUGUCGCACGGGGAAUCCUCAAAAGCCCCCCCUACAACCUGCCUACCUGUCCCUAUCUAGCUCACACUUCGCACGUCUUCCCGAAGAACGUCCCGUAAUCGACCAACACAUCAAUCUAACCGACCAGCUCAACACCAACAAAGAAGCGGACAAAGGGUUGCAUUAAUACAAGAAAGCUUUCGACCAGAAACAACCACCCAAUCUAUCCGCCAUGUCGGACGAGAACAGUUCUCGGAGUCCGAUCUCGCCGAUCACGACGACGAGCAACAUUAGCAGGAAGCAGACCAUAUCAUCGCCUGGGACAACAGCUUCACCAGUGCCGUCGGGCCAUUUCAAGCGAACAGUGGUUGUAGACGAUGCUUCCCAGAUGCGCCGACGGCCGCCCUUCGGCCACAUACCCACCGAGAACUCGUUCGCAGAGACAGGGCUGGGCAGGAGAAGAAGCUCAACUUUAUCCGAGUACAGCUUCAGCGAGGCAAGGGACUUCCUGAGUCCGAGACAUGGCGAUAUCCCGUCGACGUCGUCGGCUGACGAAAUGUCAAACUGGGCUUCGAUUCCUCUCGCUUUUGCCCUUCUUCCUGCCGUUGGAGGUUUGCUUUUCCAAAAUGGUAGCGCCGUCGUGACGGACGUCAUGCUACUGGGUUUGUCGGCCGUGUUCCUGCACUGGUCUGUGACACAGCCAUGGAACUGGUAUCACUCGGCGCAAGCAGUCCGAGUUCGCGCCGAAAGCAACACAAGCGCCGUCAUCGAUGACGAGAGCGAGACGGAACAGGCCGUCGGAAGCCCGUCCUCGGCGACGUCGACGGCGAACGGCCACACGGCGAAUGGAAGCAUCGACGACAUGCCCGAGGUGCCUACCACGCCCACGUCCUUCGUCCAGGGGCAAGUCCCCAAGACAAUGCCCCGGGUCAAGAAGGAAGACGCCCUGGCCGAGCUCUGGGUGCACGAGAUUCUGGCUUUGAUAUCGUGCUUCAUGUUCCCGAUGUUGGGAGCAUACCUGUUGCAUGCUAUCCGCGCACAGCUGAGCCGGCCCUCGGAGGGACUAGUAUCCAACUACAACUUGACAAUCUUCCUGCUGGCCGCAGAGGUCCGUCCUCUAUCGCACCUAAUGAAGCUGGUCCAGUGCCGGACCAUUCAGUUGCAACGAGACGUCCAUGUGAACCCCUAUAAGGACGACGGCGUCACGUCGGAUCAGGUCAGGGUACUCAUGGCCCGGUUGGAGAUGCUGGAGUCACGACAGGAGCCGACGCAGAUCAAGCAGAACGGCAACUCGGACAACUCCAAGAUCAAGCAAGAGGCCUCCAUCGCCCGGGAUGUUCGCAACGCCAUCCAGCCCGAUCUCGAUGCGUUAAACCGGGCCGUGCGGCGGUACGAGAAAAAGGCCACUGUCCUUGCGUUCCAGACCGAGUCGCGCUUCGCGGCUGUUGACACACGCUUAAACGACGCCAUCGCCCUCGCCGCGGCAGCAGCCAAGAACAGCGUGGCCCGGCCGGGCUUCAUGCAGUGGCUGGUCGAGUCCGUAUGGGCUGUCAUCACGAUGCCCUUCUUCGCCGUGGUCGCUCUGCUGGUGCUUCCCUUCAAGACGCUUCGCGGGCUGCUCAAGCGCAAGAAGAAGUCGUUGCCGGAAAGGACGAGAUCGAGCCGUAAUGGGAAGGCCAUGGGCCACAGUCGAAUCGCGGCGGACAGACCGCCGAGCCGGGUUUCGAAGAGAUGACGAGGCUGACCGUUAGCACGGUAGCUGGUGGCUUGGAGUUGGAACAUGAUAUCCUCUUUUCGGGACGGAAAUGGCCUUGGGCGGAGUAAAUGGAACAGGUUUUGGAUGGGAUGGGUCGUUUUUUGAUGGUGUUGCAAGAGCCAUCCAGUGCCGGUCGAACACGGAACCGACCCCUUUUUUGACGUAUAUUGCCUACUCUGCAUUGGUAGUAUCAUAUCAGGUUCCUUCAAACUGAUACCCCGGGUUCGUGCUUCCUUGAGCGUCUCGGGCGGCUACCAUAUCCAUAUCCAAGAGUAUAUUCUCGUCGGAAAGGGAUGGAAAGUAACCACAUCAUUCCUGGUCGUGCAUGACUGACGUUUGUCCGUUCGCACGAACAUGUCGGUUCACUCUCUCUUUCCCGACUGCUUGCUUACCUUGGCAGCCCUCGAUGAGCUGUCCGAGGCAUCAUGUAGAGAAAGUCACCGGCAGCUCGAGCCCUCACGCAGACACCUAUUCGUACUCCGCCGCCGCCGCCGG
Molecule: messenger RNA, 2953 nt
Organism: Colletotrichum destructivum
Lineage: Eukaryota; Fungi; Ascomycota; Sordariomycetes; Glomerellales; Glomerellaceae
Exons: 2
Coding region: 935-2437 (500 amino acids)
Source: RefSeq, a predicted model, not a curated record